AUGUAUCUUCAAGGCCACACCUUUUUAAACCUUUCCAUUGGAGCAAGCAAAUCUUGCGAAACGGAAUGUCUUUACCGGAGAGAGUGCGUGGCAAUCAACAUUGGUCCAGCAAUUAAUGAUAUGAGGGUCUGUGAGUUGUGUAACUCAGAUCACAUACAGCAUCCAAAUGAUUUAAAACCAAGAGCAGGUUGGACGUAUAAAGGUACACAGGUAGGGCGAAUUUCACUGGAAUAAAUUAAUCACGGCAAUGGUUGUGAAUUAUCUUGUGGUAAGCGUUUAACUGUUCAUAGCCCAAAAAGUGAAGUUUUAGCUAUGGAAGUGAUGAUGACAAUGACGAUCAAAAGAUAGUGAUGACGACCCUUGGGUGUCAGAGACUUUUCAUAUGCGGCUUCCUGUUUCGGUUAACUGUUAUAGUGACCGCUCGUGUCUUGGGUUCUCUCCCGAAGACUGCACUUGCCCGUCUUCCCUCCAGACAGGGGGAACCAACCAAAACGGGCUUUUACAAAGUCUAGCCAAAGAUCUGUCGAGCGGCGAUGAAGAAGACAUAAAAUAAUGAUGAGAAUGGUAAUAGGGAGCAUUGACUACUUGCAGUCUCUAAGGAUUGUCGCGCGUACGAGAAUGUUACGUGUGAGCGAGCGUGCGAGGCCAACACGCAAGGAGGAAGACGGAAAAGGACAAGCCUCUCUCCAGUUCCCUUCUCGAGGGUCUGAAUGGGGGGGUACCUAGAUAAAAUUAAACACUUCAUUUUUUGGCUUUGUAACAUGAAAUGGUUAAAUUUUAGGCAUUUUAACACUAACAAUAAAGAUUCUUUGAAACUAAUUUUUUCCCAGAUAGAAGCAAAAACGGCUCCAAAAGGCCAAUAUUAUUUUUUAGGAUAUCAAGGAGUUUUUGGCCAUUUCACGACAAUUCCUGAUUAUUUCAGAAGAUUUCCGAAGACUAACGAAGAGGUCCGAUCAUUGCCGAAGAUGUCCGAUGAACCCUCCAAACACUUGACAGUAUUUCUUCGGAAACAGUAAACAUUAAAAAAUUGGCUAAUUUAACAGCAAACACUCAAAAUUAUGGGCAAAUAACACCAAACAUUAAACCCCAUUCAGACCCUCCUUUUCGAUUGAUUCGCUCUCUCGAGCUCUGCCAAGUCUCGAUUUGACAGACUGAAAAGGGAACUGCUCGAAGUCUACAAUAUAAUAUUAAAAUUUAAUGAAAUCUAAAUUACGCUUUCAUUUUCACUAGAAUAUUUGUGCCUACAAACCUUGCUUGAACAAUGCAAAGUGUUUCCUUGGAUAUACGGAUAAGGGGUUUCUUUGCGAAUGCCAGUCUGGUUACACGGGAGAACUCUGCGAAACAGGUAAUUAU
Porites lobata is the source of this 1353-nucleotide messenger RNA. NCBI's taxonomy places the organism in Eukaryota, Metazoa, Cnidaria, Anthozoa, Scleractinia, Poritidae. The record is from the annotation of a GenBank genome assembly.